Molecule: messenger RNA, 549 nt
Organism: Suillus clintonianus
Lineage: Eukaryota; Fungi; Basidiomycota; Agaricomycetes; Boletales; Suillaceae
Exons: 4
Coding region: 1-549 (182 amino acids)
Source: RefSeq, a predicted model, not a curated record
AUGGGGAAGGGUUGCAAACAGCGCAUUUGGCGCUACCUCGACAAGGGCGAUGCAAAGUUGACGAGCAACAUGGCCAAGCACGCCAAGAGCUGCUGGGGGCCAGAGGCAUAUGAUGCUGCACAAGAGACUAAAUCAGCAGCAGCAGCAUGUGAAGGCGUCAUCAAAAACUUACUGAAAUCCGGCACUAUCACGUCCUCUUUCGAAAGAACAUCUAAGGGUAAAGUGACCUAUUCACAUAGGCAACACACAAAGACUGAAACCAACAACCGAGGAUUUCAGUCGUUGAUGAAGAUGGGGCGUCCUGAAUACUACCUACCUUCACCUUCCACGGUGUCACGCGAUGUGAAACUUGUAUUCGCGAAUGUUCGACAACGGAUCACACGAAUGCUGCAGGAAUAUGAUGGUGAACUCAACUUCACGACAGAUGCAUGGACCUCACCUAAUCAUAAGGCCUUUGUGGCGGUCUCUGUGCACCUUGAACACCAGGGCAAACCUCUGGCCAUGGUUCUUGAUGUUGUUGAAGUUGCACAGGUGGGUGUGCUCGAUUAG